AUGCCGCUCGCGUAUGCGCUCGUCGCGCGCGCCAGCGACGGCGCCGUGCUCGCGCAGCACUCGUUCGUCGCCGGCAACUUCGAGUCCGUCGCCAUGGAGUGCCUGCAGCGAAUGCAGCACGGCUACGACGACAAGUUCACCGUAAACUGCGACGGUUACACGUUCAACUACCUGCUGCACGCCGGUUACGUGUUCGCGGUCGCCGCUGACGAGGCGUACGGGCGGCAGGUGCCCUUCGCGUGCGCUCAGCGGGUCUGUGACGCCUGGAUGGAGAAGUUUGCGUCAAAGGGACGCAGCGCGGGGCCGUACGGCAUGGACAAAAACUUCAGGCGCAGCCGCGUGCGCCGCGCGGCCGGGGCUGCGGUCGGGCGCUGGGCAGUGCUGCCUGGCCGCGGCCCCGGGGUUGGGCGGCCGGCUGCGCGGUCAAGCGGUGCCCCCGUGCUCAAGCGGGAGAUGGAGUUUUGCCAGUCCCACCCGUCAGAGAUGGGCCGCGUGGCGGCGGUGCAGCAGAAGGUCGACGCGGUCAAGGGCGUCAUG
Molecule: messenger RNA, 537 nt
Organism: Monoraphidium neglectum
Lineage: Eukaryota; Viridiplantae; Chlorophyta; Chlorophyceae; Sphaeropleales; Selenastraceae
Product: Putative vesicle-associated membrane protein
Exons: 3
Source: RefSeq, a predicted model, not a curated record